Messenger RNA from Fonsecaea nubica, 1038 nucleotides. RefSeq lists its product as hypothetical. The record is from RefSeq and is a predicted model, not a curated record. NCBI's taxonomy places the organism in Eukaryota, Fungi, Ascomycota, Eurotiomycetes, Chaetothyriales, Herpotrichiellaceae. The transcript has 5 exons. The coding region runs from base 1 to 1038 and encodes 345 amino acids.
AUGGCACAAUCGGCCACGGCUACUCCUCCUUCUGCUUCUGUUGAUAUGGCUGCUGAUGCUGGUGCUGAUGCUGGUGGUCCUGGCGGUUUUGGCGGUGCUGGCGGUGGUCCUAGCGCUUCUGGUCCAAUCGGUGGUACUGGCUAUGGUCAGGGUGAUGAGGACGAAUACGGCGAUGAGGACGAAUACGGCGAAGAGGGCGAAUACGGCGAAGAGGAAGAGUACGGCGAAGACGAAGAAUACGGCGGUGAAAGUGGCUACGGCGGUACAGGUGGCUACGGCGGCUACGGUGGUGAAGGUAGUGAAGGUGGCUACGGCGAAGAGGACGAAUACGGCGCUCAGGGCAGUGGUGGCACUCAGGGUGACUACGGCGCUCAGGGCGGCUACGGCGCUCAGGGUAGUGGUGGCCCUCAGGGCAGUGGUGGCACUCAGGCCGGUGGUGGCACUCAGGGUGGCUACGGCGCUCAGGGCAGCGGUGGGACUCAGGGCGGUGGUCACGCCCCUAUUGAUUCGCAUUACUAUGAGGUGCACGGCCCGGCAUCAGCAUUUGCUGCUGAAUUCGAUCCUCACAUUUGUUCUUAUGAGGAUCUGUGGCAUACAUUCGAGCCGACCAUGGUGCAGGCCAACGCUCAACAUGGGGGGGAGAAAUAUGUGCCCUUGAUUGACCAGGCAAUUCAGCAGGUCAGCCAAAAGACCGGCGUCCAGUCAUAUCUCCUGUUAUGUGUCAUCAUGCAAGAAAGUACAGGGAAUUUACCACGAGCCGACGGGAGGACUUAUGCAAACUUCAGGUUGCCAGGGUUUGGCUGCAUCGCACCCACGUUAGAGGAUGUCGUCGGCAUGCUCGAAAUGGGCGCCACCCACCUGCAGGGGUCCCUGACGCAGCAGCACGGCAACAUCUAUGAGGGCCUACGGGUAUACAACUCGGGGAGCAUCGCUGCUAGCGGCGAUCUGGGCGAUCCUGCAAGUGUUGGCACGCCGGAUUAUGUCUGCGACGUGGCAAACCGUACACAUGGCUGGGUCAGUGGCGGCAAAUCCACGUAG